AUGCUUUUCAAAUCCAUCGUCGUUGCGUUGGCCACGGUUGGUGCAGCUGUUGCCCAGCGCCCAAGUAAUGAAUCCAUCUGCGACUACUAUACGACAGCAUUGCUGAAAACCAACAAUGCCACCAACCAGUAUACCCUCCUGACCCUGCUUGUCAACACUGUCGUCAUCGGUAACUACACUCAGCCAAAUGUUGGUGUUAGUGUCCCCGGUAUCUUGAGCGCGGAUGGCAUGUACAACGGCACCAAAGUCAACCUGAUGCCGUACUUCGAUGGUGGCCUCGCUUCCAGCAACAACGGAGGAAAGAUGGGUGUUGCGAAGAACUUCUUGGAUGGAGGUGCCGCUGCCCCUCUCAUGAAGAACAUGCCUGCCAACGACAUGUCAUCAAACCAAUAUAAGCUGAUGACUCACCUCUAUCAGUUCUUUGGAAGCUUGCUUGGCUGCUCCGGUGUGGGCAUGACCGGCUUCUCUGCUUAUGCUGGACAGGGUAGCAUGUACGAGGUUCACAAGUUUAUGGUUCUCGACCCCAACGAGGUGGGCUACUUCAUUGAGCAGGUCGGCAUGGCUGCUGCUUCUUUCGGUGUUGCAAAGUCGGACAUCAACGCCGUCGCCACAGCCCUUGAGACCCUGUUUGACUCUCGCUGCGCACCCAAGACCACCGCUAUCAAGGCACAGGGCCCGCAAUACCAGAGCAUCUGUACUGAUGAGAAGUGCAUGCUAGCCAUGAACUCUACUUGUGCAGCUCAGCCGGUUAUGCUCGAGCCUCUCGUCGCGAACAAGACUCUCGCCGCUGGUGAGGGUCGCACCUCUGGUGGUGCCGUUCAGUAUCAAGCUGGACUGAUUCCCGUGCUCUCGGCAGUCCUGGCUUUCUUUGCCCUUUGA
Molecule: messenger RNA, 879 nt
Organism: Penicillium atrosanguineum
Lineage: Eukaryota; Fungi; Ascomycota; Eurotiomycetes; Eurotiales; Aspergillaceae
Exons: 4
Coding region: 1-879 (292 amino acids)
Molecular function (GO): heme binding; oxygen binding
Source: RefSeq, a predicted model, not a curated record